This is a messenger RNA of Engraulis encrasicolus (European anchovy), 2210 nucleotides long. It is a transcript of the gene rab1ab, whose product is annotated as RAB1A, member RAS oncogene family b. Gene Ontology annotation, molecular function: GTP binding; GTPase activity. The transcript is spliced from 6 exons. The record is from RefSeq and is a predicted model, not a curated record. Gene Ontology annotation, biological process: vesicle-mediated transport. The coding region runs from base 188 to 796 and encodes 202 amino acids. NCBI's taxonomy places the organism in Eukaryota, Metazoa, Chordata, Actinopteri, Clupeiformes, Engraulidae.
AAUCGUCUCUAUUUCCUGGUUGAAGUGGCAGCCAUUUUGGGUUAGACGACUAGCCGCCUUGGGUCUGGGGGAGUAGCUAGUCUUCUAGUUACUUUUUAAAUCUGUGAAAAACGGUGCUUUUGUUGUUUGUCAAAUCUAAAGGGAGUCUCGUCUUAAAAGAAGAGUGGUUUAACAGUGUCAAGCCACGAUGAAUCCUGAAUAUGACUAUUUAUUCAAGUUGCUGCUGAUCGGUGACUCUGGUGUUGGAAAGUCCUGCCUUCUCCUCCGAUUUGCAGAUGACACGUACACAGAGAGCUACAUUAGCACUAUCGGCGUGGACUUCAAAAUAAGAACUAUAGAGCUAGACGGGAAAACGAUCAAACUUCAAAUCUGGGACACGGCGGGGCAAGAGCGGUUUCGCACAAUAACCUCCAGCUACUACCGAGGAGCCCACGGCAUCAUUGUAGUGUAUGAUGUUACAGACCAGGAGUCCUUCAAUAACGUUAAACAGUGGCUACAGGAGAUUGACCGCUACGCCAGUGAAAAUGUCAACAAGUUAUUGGUUGGCAACAAGUGUGACCUGACAACAAAGAAAGUGGUGGACUACACAACAGCAAAGGAAUUUGCAGACUCUUUGGGCAUCCCUUUCCUGGAGACCAGCGCCAAGAACGCCACCAACGUGGAGCAGGCCUUCAUGACCAUGGCCGCCGAGAUCAAGAAGAGGAUGGGACCCGGCGCCACGGCCGGCGGCUCGGAAAAGUCCAACGUCAAGAUUCAGAGUACCCCCGUCAAGCCGCAGUCCGGAGGCUGCUGCUGAGCCUUCCUCGCCUGCCCCACAACCCCGCACCCGCCCCCCUUGCCUGGCCCAGGCCCGGCCCGACCCGACCCGGUCCCACCUCACCCACACCUACCACAACCACCACCACCACAUCCAGCUCUUCUGGUCCAAUGUGCUGAACACCACAUACCAAGACAUCCAACACCUCAUCAGUCACUUUCCUCUGAAAAGAGGCUUCAACCACCACUUCAAACAUUCAAAAAAGAAAAAUUACAAUGAAAAACGACAACAAAAAAAGCAAACUUCAUGCGAUAAUAAAUGGAUCUUAAGAAGACAAGUUGUAGAGGAAUAAAAAAAGAGUAACUGAGAGAAAUGGGGAAAGAGAAAUAUUAAAUGAAAGUUGCCUGAGUUGUACUGUAUGUAGCCUCACUACCAAAAGCAAUGGUUAUGUAAUACAACAGGUUCAGUACACACACAAAAUGUCCCCCCACCCCGGCCCGCACGCCCAAGACGGAAUUGAUUUGAAUAAAGUUUAUGACACAUUAACGGUCCCAUCACACAGCCUGCCACUUGCCCUCCGUACACAUGCUCUCUCCCUCACACACAUACAUUCACACACUUGUUUUUUUUUCUGCCAUGGGCCCCCUCACACCCAUUCUACAGAAAGUACAUUUCUUUUCCACUGGGCGUUCGAAAUCUUCUGUGUGUUGAGGUUUCCUGGAAUAACGCGUGUGCGUGUGCGUGUGUGUGUGCGUAUGUUCUCACUGCAUUCCCACUGCAGGGCUGGUCUGUGGUCAAAAUUCAGUGACUUUUUGUUUUUGUUUUUUUCUGUCCUUUUUUUAUUCUUUUUCUUUCUUGUUUAUUUUUUUCUUUCAUUUUUCUUUUUUUGGUUUGUUUUAUUUUUGCUGUCUGUAUCAGCGUGUGUAGAUCUGUCCCCUAUGAAGGUGUGUUCGCCAAUUUGCGUGUCAACCAACUGCACAACAGUGUCUCACUGUCAAACAUUUAAAAAGUCUAGUGAAAUAUAUGUACAUAAACAUUAUGUAUAUAUAUGUAAGAUCUGAUUUGCUAGUUCUGUAGUUAAAAUACAUUAUCCGAGUAGUUUUACCUCUCAAUCUUUGCUAUUAAUUUGUGGCUGCAGACUAUUGUAAUUUUGUUGCGCAAUAUGUAACAUUUAACAGGAAAAAAAGUUAAAUAAAUAUUGUACUACCGGACUGUACGAUAUGGAACAUGUCUGCAAUUCUUGGUGGAACAUGUAGAGAAAACCGAUUGUGUUUUAAUUAUUUAUUCUACAUUCAUAUGGCAAAUAUGUUGUUCCAAUUUAUAAUCUGUUUGACAAAUUGGCCAUUACCUGUGGAAUAUCUUGAUUGCAAGUGGCAAUUUCACAAUUGCAUAUAUCAAACACUAUGUUCUCUUUUUUUCAUAAUAAAGGCAACUGAAUUCAGUUUUUAAGAAA